CCUAGUUGUUCACUAAAAGUGAUAGCGAAGGAAAAAGGAAAUCAUCAUUUAAUCCCUUAUUGAUUUUUGAUGCCGAUUUAUAGGCAGAGUUCAAUAUCGUAAGCUUGACAGGAAAGGAAAUGAAAAGAAGUUACCAUGGAAGCAUUAUGUUUAUUAUUUAGUUUUGGUCGCACGAAUUAGAAGUGGUUAAAUAGAAAAAGUGCAGACGCUUUACUCUAUCAUUAGUUAAAGAACAACCUGUAUUCGAUUUUUGUAUAAUUUCGUUCAUGAUUUACAGCUGAUGUGUCAAAUUCUAAAAACGUUUCAUACUAUCGAAAAACAACUUACGCCUUAUUGUUUCAGAUAUAAUGUAUAAAUUGCAUUGUACAUAAUACCGAAGCUCUCGAUUAUUAUUAUCAUUACUGCCAUCAUUAUUGAAUGGCUAUGGUACUACUAUGACGUAAUGAAGACUGAAGCUGCUUCUAUAACUUUGACAGGAUUUAUGAAGCGCGGAUCUUCAAGACGAAAAUCUUUUCCAGAAUGGGAAAGCAAUGCACCGAGUGUCGCCAAUCCAACUCUGAACAAAGAAAAGUACGCAACAGAUAGUAAAUCAAAAGCUCAUAAGAACAGAAUCAGACAACACAAUGAUGCCUCAUUGGACCGGAAUAGUGAAAUUCGAGCCGAUCAAAAUGACGUCAGAAGAAAAGCUCCCAAUGAUCCGCCUCCUCAAAUACCUGUAAACACCAGAAAAUGUUGCCGACUCUGUCCGCCAAGGUGGACGUUUUCGGUUUUGAUUCUGAUAGUCUAUCUCGUGUUUUUUGGAUGUUCGCUAUCUUACUCGUGGGUUCACGUGCUGGGAGACCCAAUUUGCGAUGUUCAGAAGCGGUUAUGUAAUAUGCAAUUGAUUGGCUGUGUGGUCAUAAUGGCGUCGCUAGUCGUUUUCGGAGUCAACUUGCUUUUUCAUAUCGCUAAUUUCAAAUCCCCCAAUAUACAAAGACAUUAUGUCAGGGUCCUCUUCCUGGUUCCUGUUCUGUGCGCACAAUCUUGGGUGUUCCUGUUUGCCUCACGAGAAGUGAUCAUCUCCUACUCCGUUUUGGCAGAGGCUUUCAAGACAUUCUCUCUCUUCUCGGUUCUUCACCUGUUCAUGAACUUCUUCUGGGAGAACUGCCAGGGUCAUCAACUUCUGCCCACCCGACUCCCUCUGCGACAAGUAGUCGGAUUACAGUUUUUCGUCCGACCAAUCAAAUCAGUCAGAGAGUUCUACAUUACGACCAUUAUUGGAGCUUAUCAGUGUGUAAUAUUCAGGCCUUUCGCGUUUGCUUUAAUUGCAACUCUAACCAUUUAUUACCCAGAUAAUUCUGUUCUAUUUUACUCCGCGAAAGGAAUCAAUGUUUUGCAAUGGGCUUCGCAGUGUUAUGCAAUCUACGCGGUGCUUCUAUGGGCGAGGAAUUUCAGAGAAGAUUACUAUUGCCUGUCGCCAUUAAUUAAGCAUUUUGGACUGAUGUUAUUCCAUAUUUUGCUGCCAACUUUGACGCCUCAAGUUACAGAUAUUUUGAUCCAUUAUGAAAUCUUUGACUUGGAAGAUUUCUUCAAUGGAAGCGAAAGUCAACACAUACAUUACAAAGUACAGGGUUUCUUCCAGGCUUGCUUUGGCUUCCUGGGCACAUUCUACCUGACGUGGAUGUACUCUUCGAGGGAUGUGAAGAUGUUCUCAAAUGAGUCCACUCCUCGCCACUCGGUCACAACUGCAUUGUCACAAAUACUGUCGCCAAAAGACUUCUUACUGGACUUCGACCUCAUGGGGUGUCCUCUCCGAUGUCGCAAAGUAUCAAAAGCAGAAGCUACAACUCCAACAGUUGGAGCUCUACCCUCUCCCGCUUUCAGUGAGGAGGCAAUUUAUCACACAAACGAAGGGCUUACACAUAAUGAAGGAAGAGACAGCGAAGUCAAGCCACGACCUCAACGUGUUCUCCCUCAUGAUACAGAUACAAUUGAGACUUUAACUUCCAACCAAUCAGAACUCAGUCAAAACUCAAGCGAAGCUUCGGUUUCUUCGAUAUCUGAAAAGGCGCCAAAUUCUCGAAACGAAAUUGUUAAAAAUAAAAAAGGCAAGAGAAAGUCGACUGAUCGAGAUGAACCGUCCAGAUCGAGCAUUCGGAAAACAUCAGGAAAUCGCGCCACAAGCUACCAUGUUCCUGCAUCAUGAAUGUGUCAUUGAUUUGUGCUGGUUGUUCAUCUUAGUUUAAGAUAAGGUCCCGUUGAUAGGUCUAGACAGUUAUUCGAUCUCGUAUCCUGAUUAAGUAGAUAAAGUUCAUCGCCGUCCGCGAGCUAUAUGUAUGAACUAAUAGAAACAAAAAAAGAUCAGGUGAUGCGUUGUUUAUGUGAAUAAAAUUUGGUCCUUUUAGCCUGAAUAUGAUCCUAAUAUGCUUUUAUAUUAGAUUUUAUAUUAUUUUGAUUAUUCGAAAACAUGGUUUGAAAGGUUCAUACAAAAUUCGAGUUUGCUUGUCGGGUUUCUACUUACCAUUGUGUGUUUUCUUACAAACUGAAUCUUUAAUUCCCAUUUAAUAGUUAAAUGUAUAAAUUAGCCAAAUUAUUUGCAUGUUUCUCUAGAUUUUUAUUUGAUGAAAGUUUUGUAUAUUGAACUUCGCCGACUUACCCAAUUGCCUUAGUUUUCUGUUCCGUUGAGUGUCUUUGAAUUACCUACUUCAUUUGAACUCUUGACACCAGAGAUUGAUAUAUUUAUUGUGCAAGCAUUUUCAGAAACCUUUAUUUUGUAAAAGAGCGAUAUGAAUUUUGUAUAAUUCCUUGAAUGGUAAUAUUCUCAUUUUUUAUAUCUAUGAAUUUGUAGAGACCUCUAAUUAAAUUGACAAAUAUUGUGUACUA
Messenger RNA from Symsagittifera roscoffensis, 2862 nucleotides. RefSeq lists its product as uncharacterized. Gene Ontology annotation, cellular component: membrane. Gene Ontology annotation, molecular function: transporter activity. The record is from RefSeq and is a predicted model, not a curated record. The coding region runs from base 443 to 2185 and encodes 580 amino acids. Gene Ontology annotation, biological process: transport. The transcript has 5 exons. Lineage: Eukaryota; Metazoa; Xenacoelomorpha; Acoela; Convolutidae.